UUAUUUUCUGACCGCUUGAAAAAGUGGGCCAGUUGGAAGCAACAAUGUCAAACGAAAUUCGAGCCGAACGGCCACUUAUAGUUGGACCUUCUGAUCCUGGAGCACCUUUCCCUGUGACUUUGGAAGGGACCGUUGUGAAGGGAUAUGGGCGUGGAAGUAGGGAACUAGGCAUUCCAACGGCCAACCUGUCAGAGGAUGCUAUCGCUGCUAUCUGCUCGGAACUCAAGACUGGCGUCUAUUACGGAUGGGUACAAAUAGGAGAAGUUGCCAGCCAAGUGUAUCCUAUGGUCAUGAGUAUUGGUUGGAACCCGUACUACAGGAAUGAAAGAAGAUCUGCAGAAGUGCACAUUAUCCAUGAUUUUCCGGAAGAUUUCUAUAAUGUUGCUAUGCGUGUGUUAAUUUUAGCAUAUAUUCGACCGGAGCAAAAUUACCCCUCAUUAGAUGCUCUAAUUAAGGAUAUUCAUACCGAUAUUCAGGUGGCAAAGCACUCUCUUAAGCGACCAAAGUAUGCGGAACUUCGAUCCCAUAAGUUAUUUGGCUUUACAUAAGAGAGCUUUUCCUUUACAAUAAUAUAUCAAUUCCUUUCAAAUAAAAAUAUCAUUGUUCAGAGA
Messenger RNA from Umbelopsis ramanniana AG, 611 nucleotides. RefSeq lists its product as uncharacterized. The transcript is spliced from 4 exons. Gene Ontology annotation, cellular component: mitochondrion. The coding region runs from base 45 to 548 and encodes 167 amino acids. Gene Ontology annotation, molecular function: riboflavin kinase activity. Lineage: Eukaryota; Fungi; Mucoromycota; Umbelopsidomycetes; Umbelopsidales; Umbelopsidaceae. The record is from RefSeq and is a predicted model, not a curated record. Gene Ontology annotation, biological process: FMN biosynthetic process; riboflavin biosynthetic process.